Messenger RNA from Ostrinia furnacalis (Asian corn borer), 1766 nucleotides. RefSeq names its product collagen alpha chain CG42342. The record is from RefSeq and is a predicted model, not a curated record. NCBI's taxonomy places the organism in Eukaryota, Metazoa, Arthropoda, Insecta, Lepidoptera, Crambidae. Gene Ontology annotation, molecular function: extracellular matrix structural constituent conferring tensile strength. Gene Ontology annotation, biological process: extracellular matrix organization. The annotation marks the transcript as partial. The transcript is spliced from 21 exons.
GUCCGCCUGGGCCUCCUGGGAAGAGAGGAAAAAAGGGCAAGAAAGGCGACCCUGGAGAGCCUGGUCCAUCGGGAUUAACAGGAGCGCCUGGAAAAAAUGGAUUCCCGGGACCAAUAGGGUUGGAUGGACCAAAAGGUGACCCGGGCCGGCCCGGGGACAAGGGCCAGAAGGGCGAGCACGGCAGCCCGGGCUUCGACGUCUUCUCCGCCGUCAAGGGUGUGAAAAGAUCGGUGGACAACUUUAAAAUUAGUCCGUACACGACCGCGGAGAUCAUAGCAGUGAAGGGCCUGCAGGCGGCCGGCCACAACAUCUCGGCGCACACCAUCAUCCAGCUCAAGGGAGAACCUGGUGAACCGGGUCCACCCGGACCGGCUGGACCCCAGGGCCCGGAGGGGUUGCCAGGGCAUGAUGGUCGCGCGGGCCCUGCUGGGCCAUCCGGCCCCCCUGGCGUACCUGGCCCGCCGGGGCCAGUGGGGCCCAUUGGAUUAAGUGGACCAAUUGGACCUUCAGGACAUAAGGGUGACAAAGGCGACAAGGGUGAGCGGGGCUUCACGACGACACUGAAGGGCGACGCGUUCCCGACCGGCAUCAUCGAGGGCCCGCCCGGCCCGCCCGGCCCGCCCGGCAAAACUGGUGAAAUGGGACCACGUGGGCCUCCCGGCAUCGAUGGCUCUCCUGGAACAGCGGGCGUGCAAGGUCCACCAGGAAAACCGGGUGAGAUGGGUCCAAAAGGAUCGAAGGGCGAGUACGGAGACAUGGGAUCUCCGGGUAUGCUGGGCGCGCCGGGUCUACCCGGCCCUCCCGGUUACCCGGGUCUGAAAGGCGAGAAGGGCGAUAAGGGUGACUCGAAGUACAGAAAGCUGAGGAGGAGACAGAAUUUGCAGGGAGACGGCACUGGAUACGAGCUGUACGGGCAUGAAAUGAUGAUGGGUCCGCCGGGGGCGCCGGGCCCCGCGGGCGCGCCGGGCGUGGCGGGCCCGCCGGGCAUCAAGGGCGACAAGGGCGAGCCGGGCGCCCGGGGCAAGGCGGGAGAAAGAGGAGAAAAAGGCGAUGCAGGGCCCAUGGGAUUACCAGGUCCAGUAGGAUUACCGGGAGAAGACGGGCGGCCGGGAGACAUCGGACCUAGAGGCCCGCCCGGACUCGACGGCAUGAAGGGCGCGCAAGGUGAGCCAGGCUCCAAGGGCGAGCGCGGCGACCCCGGACUGCCCGGGACUGACGGGAUUCCCGGACAAGAGGGUCCAAAGGGUGACAAGGGCUAUAAAGGAGAACCUGGUCCCGUGGGCAAGCGCGGGCGCAAGGGCGACAAGGGCGACAAGGGCGAGCAGGGCGUGCCGGGGCUGGACGCGCCCUGCCCGCUGGGGCCCGACGGCCUGCCGCUGCCCGGCUGCGGCUGGCGGCCCACCAAGGAGUCGGUGCCGGCGGUGCCGCGCGAGGACGCGGGCGCGGCGUCGGACGAGGACGAGGCCGAGCCCGACGACGCCGACGCCGACGCCGACUACGACGCGCGCGACGACGAGCUCGACCCGCCGCGCGACUACGACGACUACACCGACAACGCGCACCUCUCGCACCACCACGACUGAGCUGCUUCUCUCUCCCUUGCCCGCCGUCGCCUGCCAGGGCUGCGAGGAGAGCGCAAUGUCAAAUACGAUCAGACUGAGCGUCCAUUUAGUUUAUUCCGCGGACAUUGUGCCUCCUUCUGCCCGUCCUCUAAUACUACUUUCUUACUCUCUCCCUUUUGGUUUAUGUUUCUAAUAGGUUAAGAC